Messenger RNA from Chlorocebus sabaeus (green monkey), 4976 nucleotides. It is a transcript of the gene WWOX, whose product is annotated as WW domain containing oxidoreductase. Gene Ontology annotation, biological process: hippo signaling; positive regulation of transcription by RNA polymerase II. Gene Ontology annotation, molecular function: protein binding; transcription coactivator activity. NCBI's taxonomy places the organism in Eukaryota, Metazoa, Chordata, Mammalia, Primates, Cercopithecidae. The record is from RefSeq and is a predicted model, not a curated record. Gene Ontology annotation, cellular component: nucleus; cytoplasm.
UUUAAGUUUUCCAGGUUAUAUUUUAACAUUGUGUUCAUAUGCAAAACAAAGUUUGUGAAUCAGCACGAAUGCUGGCAAGUCCUGGAAAGUUUCUGAUCAUGGACUUUCACGAGCCCCCAAGGCGAGGAGAAACAGAAACCCAGGACACCCUGCGCGCCGCUUUGCAGUCAGGCGUCGCCUGGACUACAUUUCCCAUAUCCAAUUGCCAAGCUCCUGCAGGAUUGGCCAGAACAACGCGGAAGUGAUUACGGGUAGCCCAGCAACGGGCGGAGUCCUGGACCGAAACUGGAUGCGCACGCCCCUUCCCUGCGGCGGGUAGGCGGACAAGGCUCCGCUCCAUCUCCAGCGCCUCGGAGUACUCUCCGGUUUUGCUGUCUAGCCCGGCGGCAGCGCGAUCUCUUAGGCGCUUUCACCGCCUUCCUCUCCCGGCCCCGCCCCUUUGACGCCGGCAGUCGCGAUGUUGCGGAGACUGGAUUUCAGCUUCGUGGUCGGCGGAGCGGCCCCUGGAGGGCGCAGUGCGCAGGCGUGAGCGGUCGGGCCCCGACGCGCGCUGGUCUCUUUUGGAGCGGGAGUGAGUUCCUGGGCAAGGAGACCCGGCAGCGGUUGACUGGGGGGCCAGGUGCCUCCACAGUCAGCCAUGGCAGCGCUGCGCUACGCGGGCCUGGACGACACGGACAGUGAGGACGAGCUGCCCCCGGGCUGGGAGGAGAGAACCACCAAGGACGGCUGGGUUUACUACGCCAAUCACACCGAGGAGAAGACUCAGUGGGAACAUCCAAAAACUGGAAAAAGAAAACGGGUGGCAGGAGAUUUGCCAUAUGGAUGGGAACAAGAAACUGAUGAGAACGGACAAGUGUUUUUUGUUGACCAUAUCAACAAAAGAACCACCUACGUGGACCCAAGACUGGCGUUUACUGUGGAUGAUAAUCCAACAAAGCCAACCACCCAGCAGAGAUACGACGGCAGCACCACUGCCAUGGAAAUUCUCCAGGGCCGGGAUUUCACUGGCAAAGUGGUUGUGGUCACUGGAGCUAAUUCAGGAAUAGGGUUUGAAACUGCCAAGUCUUUUGCCCUCCAUGGUGCACACGUGAUCUUGGCCUGCAGGAACAUGGCAAGGGCGAGUGAAGCUGUGUCACGCAUUUUAGAAGAAUGGGCCUCUUCAUGUGCUUGUGUGCAACGCAGCAGCUUUUGCUUUACCCUGGAGUCUCACCAAAGACGGCCUGGAGACCACCUUUCAAGUGAAUCAUCUGGGGCACUUCUACCUUGUCCAGCUCCUCCAGGAUGUUUUGUGUCGCUCAGCUCCUGCCCGUGUCAUUGUGGUCUCCUCAGAGUCCCAUCGGUGUUUUUUGUGUGUCUGUGUGAUUGUAGGGGACUGUUGAGAAGGACUGUCUAGAGCAACGAAGAUUGUUUUUAUGACUAUACUUCAAGCUCCUCAUCGAUUUUGCUUAGAGAUGGAAUAAUAAUUGAUGAAAUCUGAAUGGCGUGACCUUUAUUGAUUUGUAAUUCAGCAACUUCAACAUCUUACCAAGAAGAAUGUGCAGUUAUUCUAGCAGGAGAAACAAUGCAAUUAAAGCCUGCGAGAUGAAAUCCAAUUGUUUUAUAAUGAGAAAUUAGGGAAUUCGAUGCAGACAUUAGCUGUGUAAUUGUGGAAAGGGAAGUACUGUAGUUAGAGCAUAUUAGAAAUCUGGCCAUGCCUCUUUUGGUUAAAAUUUCAAUUAAAACAUCAGAUGGCACUUUUUUCCUAUUGCCAUUAGGAGAAUAUUCAAUUGACUGAAAAAGACAUUUGAAAAUUUCAUCAUAUUUUCAGCAUAUUUGUUUCUAGAGUUGGAUAAACAACUAUUUGUCUAGAGAGAAAUAUUCUGAAAAGACAAAGGCCUUGCUGGAUGAGGCUGGAUUUAAUACGUGUUAGGGAGAUCUCUCAUAUUUGCUUGGUGUGUGUUUUGGGGGGGUGUUUACACUCUUAGCAGAGUAGCUAGAAAAAGAAAUAAUGUGAAAGGGGCCCGUUUUUUUUCUUCCUUCUUCUCCGUCUUAAGUCCUGAAAUGUUUUAGUGACCCAGAAUGAAGCUUAUUUUUUUAAUCAUACUUCCAUAAAAUGUAACCCCUGGGACUUGGAAGAGAGAGACCAGCCAAGGGUUAGCUUGAAACCUUUAUCACUCCCAAACACAGGGGCUUAUGGUAUAAGUGACACACUGCAGAUAGAUUUACUUUUGCCAUUUUAAAUUCAUUUAAAAAUUUAUAAAUAAAUUUAUAAAUUUAUUCCAUACUCUGGAAUAUAAAUUUAUUCCAUACUCUGGAAAACCAGAGUAUGGGGUUAGAAACGGAGGCAGAAGGAUUACCAUGUGGGGGAGGAUGCACCAUGAACUGGACGAAGGUUGCUACUCAGUGAGCACCAUACCUGGAGUGUGUCCUAGUGAUAACAGAUGCCCGACCUCCGUGCCUAAUUCCUUUGCCUACCCUAACAGUGUGCAGCAGCCUCUGCCGCACCCUACCACAGUCUCUCCUAUUUCCCUGGCAGGAGAGCUCAGAGACCGCUUAUGGACAGGUCUCAAUGCCUAGAGCAAGGCAAGGCUUGGGAGAAACAGAUGUCCUCUGGGAGCAGCCCAGGGUAAAAGAUUAAAGGCGCACUAAGCUUUAGGUCCCUGGGUGAGAAAGCUGUGGGAAAAUGAGUGGGUAGUUCAUGAGAGGGUUUGGAGAAAAGUGGUGACGUCACAAAAAUCCCAGGUUUUGUUGAAGUUGUCUGGGGAGGGGCACUCAUAGAAAGGGCAGGGGACGUGAGCAUUUCCCUUGUGCUUGAGAUGGAAUUUGACAUGGCUUCCUGGUGGUGGCAAGAAAAGAAAGUGUCAACCUGGGGCAGUGGACCUCGCAGCUCUCCUGCUAAUGGUGCUGAUGGCUAAGCUCAGCUCUUACCCUUGACCACUGGAACAACUUAGGUUACCAGCGAUCUGAGUCUGUCUCAUUAAGACGAUAAUUGCGAUACAGGUUGGUGUAAGGACUGACAGUAAUGCAUAUAACAUCAAUAAUGAUGGAUAUAGAAUUUCUGCAAUGAUUAUAAUCUGGCUCUCCAGUAAGGUAGCCACAGGCCACAUGUGGCUGGGUUUCUAAUUGUGAUUGAGAGGGUUAGCAUAGACGCAAUCUCCCUAUCACCAGAUGGCUAGUGUGGUCUGCCUUGUCUGCCUUUCACCUUAGAGUGGGUAUUUGCUUCUGAUAUGAGUAUUGCUGGAGUACACAUUCCAAUGCAUGAGGUCAAGGGAGCAAGAAAUACAACCCAGCCUUGUGCUUCGAAACCCUGCCUUCAUUUCUUCCCUGUAGCCGGCUCCCUUAAGUAUUAAACAGCAGUAUUCUAAUAUCAACGUCCCUUUUUUAUUUGCUGUGACUUGCUGUGACUACGGUGAUUUUAGUUACAGUAAUUAGGUCACCCUUCAUGGAGUCAGGCUAUUUUAAGUGCCUCUUUAAGGAAUAUUGUUGCAGAUCAGUAAUUUUACAAUUGGAUGUUCUUGUGCAACUUUAUUAAAUGUAAUCUGUCUUUUAAAUGUUGCCCUUUUACAGUUAUACAUUUCUAAUUGUUGCUGUAAAUGCAUUAUCACUUUGAAAUUAAUUAAUUUUUCCAUUUUGGCUGCCUGCAGUAUAAUAAUCACUAAUGAGAAACUCACAAGAAUAAAUUCUCAGCACAGCGGCCCCUACUGGUAAAGCCAUGUCUCUGCCUCCCUCUUCCUCUUGAGAUGUAGAGAACUGGACAAGUGAAUUGGGGGGUUCUGGGGGAGAAGUAUUUGUUUCCUCCUUCCUCCAAUUUAUGGUAAAAUAAAAAUCACAGAUAAACUUGGAAAUUGAGUUAUUUUUAAAUGCUCUUCUAAAAAAGAUGCAAGAUACUUCAAAUAGCUGCUUCUAAAAUAUGUUAAAGGAAACUAACAUUUGCUGAGCACUUUCUCAUAAUGAAGUCACGUCAUGCGUGCAUUGCCUGUUUAUUUUCCUGUCUCUAGAACAUUCUUUUAUGCAGUUAAAUUACUCUAAAAUGUUUUGCACAUGCAUGCAUUAGUAUGUAUUUGGUAAGAAUUUCUGAGUUGGUGAAAAAACGUAUUGUAUUUUAGUAUCUAUAUUUGUAUAUACAUAUUAUUCUAUGGGUUUUAAUUCACAAAACUGGGCGUUGUAUCUGGUGCACAUAGGGAUUUUCAAGGCUAAUCUUGGCUUUUUGCAGUUGUAGCCAUGUGUGAUGACUUUAGAAUCCUACCGCACUUCCAAAUAGAGAUGCAGGUUGGCAGUUUAUCCCACAUACCACGAUGCUUUAUGUAUCAGCAUAUAUUUUCAUUAAUUUCUCAUAAUUUCUAUUAGAAUUAAUAAUUCCAAGUUCUGCAGUCUUAGAAUUAUUAUCUUUAUUUUGUAGUUGAAAAGCAGAGAGCUCACCCAGCGUGUUCAGUAAAAUGAUAUACCAGCCUUGUAAACUUUCACUUGCUACUCACAGCUGCCUUUGCUGCAUCCAGUGCACAGUAGUUCCCCUUCCAUCUAUAGCUACUUAUGCAGUUAUGCUUCCUUUUUUAAAUGUUUGACAGCACCUUCACUGAAAUGAAUGCCGCACCCCUCCUCCUUUUUUUUCCACAUAAGCUUUCAUUUCUGGUAAACGCAUCCUUGCCAGGGUUCCCAGGUCCAAGCCAGUCCUUUGUGGACCAGUAUGUAAAUGGGAAGCUGAGCACUGUCACGUGCCUCUUAGGAGGGUUUUGUGCAACCAAAUAUUUGUGUUGGCAGGUAACAGUAGAAAGAAUAUCAUGUGUUAGGGUAGCAAGAGCUUAGCAGAUGUUUUAGGGAACUGCGUUUUCAAAUCAUUUUACAUUAAAAAAUGGCUUACGUUUAUGGAACUUCUGCGGCGAUCGGGUUACGUUUCCUGUGCCCGCGUAAAGCCAGUCAUCGUGCUGAGUUGUAACGGAUGUGCGGCUACCCUGCUAGUGGAUGGGCCGGCAAGGCUGGUUCUGUUGCAAAGUUAUAAA